UACCGAAACUGCAAAUUAACAGGAAGGGGGACGUUUGUAAUUCACUCUUUAAUUUGAUUUGUUCCACAAUGAACAAGAAUCGGAUCUCACAGCACGAGAGAGUGAUCCUCACUCAUGAUCUUUCAUUCAGAUCUCUCAACUUAUCGACCUCCCAUUCCCUGAAAAAUCCACAGCAUUCAAAAUGGCUGGAGGUGCUGCGGGAGGUUUUCUUACUCGGGCAUUUGAAUCAAUGCUCAAAGAAUGUUCCGGGAAAAAGUAUAGUUCUAUUCAGACUGCAAUCCGUUCUUAUCUAGAUACUUCAAAAGCAACCAAUCAAGAGUCAACAUCAAGUAAUAGCAACAAAUCACCUUCAACUAAUGAUAAGAGUGAUGAUGGGACUCCAAGAAGUGAAAUGGAGUCAGAAACUAAUGAUUCAAGUGGAGGCAUCACAAAGACUUUGGCAAAUGCUGGAUGUGAUUUGGAAGGAGCUCAAUUGGAACUUGUUCUUAAUCCACUUCGACUUGCAUUUGAAACCAAGAAUCCAAAAGUUAUUGAACUUGCAUUGGAUUGUAUUCAUAAACUCAUUGCUUAUGAUCAUCUAGAAGGUGAUGCUGGUUUAGAAGAUGGAAAAAAUGUUCCAUUGUUUACAGACAUAUUGAAUAUGGUGUGUAGUUGUGUUGAUAAUAACUCACCUGAUAGUACAAUUCUUCAAGUUUUGAAAGUGCUACUUACUGCAGUAUCUUCUGCCAAGUUCAGAGUUCAUGGGGAACCAUUGAUGGGAGUAAUUAGAGUGUGCUAUAAUAUUGCUCUUAACAGUAAAAGUCCUGUUAAUCAAGCUACAUCCAAGGCUAUGUUAACUCAAAUGAUCAGCAUAGUAUUCAGGCGAAUGGACAAUGACUCGGUGUCUUCAGAUGAUCCACCUAUAAACAAAAAAAGUGAUGCAUUCAUGAGAGUUCAAGAAAGUUUAUCAGUUGAUGAUGAAAGUCAAAUGUUGACUCCAACUUCCCACAGCAAUUCUAUUGCACCCCUUGAAGAGCUUCAGAAUCUUGCUGGUGGAAAUGACAUAAAGGGAUUGGAGGCAGCUCUUGACAAGGCUGUGCAACUUGAAGAUGAUAGAAAGACUAGUGGGGUUGAUCCUGAGAGCAUGAGCAUUGCAGAACGUGAUGCAUUACUUGUUUUUCGCACCCUUUGCAAGAUGAGUAUGAAAGAAGAUAAUGAUGCAUUCACCACAAAGACACGAAUUCUAUCUCUUGAACUUCUACAGGGCUUGUUAGAGGGUGUUAGUUACUCAUUUACUAAGAACUUCACUUUCAUUGACUCGGUCAAAGCUUACUUAUCAUACGCUUUAUUGAGGGCAUCAGUUUCAACAUCUUCAACAAUCUUUCAGUAUGCAGCUGGGAUCUUUUCAGUGCUUUUGUUGAGAUUUAGGGAAGGACUUAAGAUUGAAAUUGGCAUCUUCUUCCCUCUUACUGUGUUGAGACCUUUGGAUAGCUCAGAAUGUCCUUUGAAUCUCAAAUUAAUGGUGAUUCGGAUGCUAGAGAAGAUUUGCAAGGAUCCUCAGUUGCUUAUUGAUCUAUAUGUGAACUAUGAUUGUGAUUUUGAUUCUCCUAAUUCAUUUGAAAGAAUGGUUACAACUCUUUCCAAAAUAGCUCAAGGGACACAAGAGUUGGAUCCUAACAAUGUUAACUCUAUCCAAACUGGAACACUUAAAGGAUCCUCACUUCAGUGCCUUGUGAAUGUGUUGAAAUCACUUGUUGAAUGGGAGAGUUUACGAAGAGAAUCAAAGCAGAAUAAAGACAAAGAGAGACAAUCUGUUCAUGGAGAUGUGACACCUUGUGAUUCAAAAGCAAAAGAUAGCAACGGAUUAACAAGUAAUUUUGAGAAAGUUAAGGCUCAAAAAUCCACCAUGGAAGCAGCAAUCUCUGAGUUCAACAGACACCCUGCAAGGGGAAUUGGAUUUCUCACAGCAAAUAGGUUAGUGGAAAAUACACCUGUUGCAGUUGCACUUUUUCUCAGAAACACAUCCAGUUUGGAUAAGGCAAUGAUUGGUGAUUACUUGGGUCAACAUGAAGACUUUCCUCUUGCUGUAAUGCAUGCUUAUGUUGACUCCAUGAAUUUUUCUGGAAUGAAAUUUCAUACAGCUAUUCGGGAGUUUCUUAAAGGGUUCAGACUUCCUGGAGAAGCACAAAAGAUUGAUCGAAUAAUGGAAAAAUAUGCAGAAAGAUAUUGUGCAGAUAAUCCAGGUCUUUUCAAGUCUGCAGAUACUGCAUAUGUUCUUGCAUAUGCAGUGAUAAUGUUAAACACAGAUGCUCAUAAUCCAAUGGUGUGGCCUAAAAUGUCAAAAUCCGAUUUUGUGCGCAUGAAUGCCACAAAUGACCCUGAAGAAUGUGCUCCAACAUAUCUUCUAGAAGAAAUAUACGAUUCCAUUGUUAAAGAAGAGAUCAAAAUGAAAGAUGAUAAUGUUGGAAUCGGAAAAAGCAAUAAACAGAAGGUGGAAACAGAGGAAAAAGGCGGGGGUAUUGUUGGUAUUUUGAAUUUAGCUCUUCCAAAACUGAGGAAUGUGUCUGAUAAAAGUGAGAGUGAAGGUAUUAUUAGACAAACUCAGGAGAUAUAUAGGAUUCAAGGAGCAAAAAGAGGUGUUUUUUAUACUUCACAAAGGAUUGAGCUUAUAAAGCCUAUGGUUGAAGCUGUAGGGUGGCCUUUACUUGCUACAUUUUCUGUUACAAUGGAGGAGAAGGAAGUUAAGGCACGUGUUGCUCUUUGUAUGGAAGGUUUUAAAGCUGGAAUUUAUAUUACUCAUGUGCUUAGAAUGGAUACCAUGAGAUAUGCCUUUUUGACUUCAUUAGUCAGAUUCACAUUCUUACAUGCACCAAGAGAUAUGCUGAGUAAAAACGUUGAAGCAUUAAGAACUCUUAUAGAUUUAUGUGAUUCAGAGCCUGAUACACUCCAAGAUACAUGGAAUGCAGUUCUUGAAUGCAUAUCAAGGCUAGAAUAUACCACAUCUAACCCUGUAAUGACUGCUACUGUUAUGCAUGGAUCUAACCAGAUAUCCAGGGACACAAUUGUCCAUUCACUUAAAGAGUUGGCUGGGAAACCAGCUGAGCAAGUUUUUUUAAACAGUGUUAAACUCCCUAGUGAAUCUGUGGUGGAGUUUUUUUCAGCUUUAUGUAACAUUUCGGGUGAAGAAUUGAAGCAGACUCCACCUCGUAUUUAUAGCUUGCAGAAACUUGUGGAGAUUAGUUACUACAAUAUGUCUCGUAUUCGCAUGGUAUGGGCUAGAAUAUGGUAUAUUCUUUCUAAUCAUUUUAUUGCUGCUGGAAGUCAUCAUGAUGAGAAAAUUGCAAUGUAUGCAAUAGAUUCUUUAAGACAACUUGGGAUAAAAUAUUUGGAACGUGAAGAACUUGCUAAUUUCACAUUCCAAAAUGAUAUCUUGAAACCUUUUGUUAUUUUAAUGCGAAUCACUCGAGCUGAAUCAAUCAGGAAAUUGAUUGUCGAUUGCAUUGUUCAGAUGACAAAACUAAAAGUUGGAAGCAUUAAAUCUGGAUGGAGAAGUGUGUUUAUGGUUUUUACAGCUGCUGCAAGUGAUGAGCUGGAAUCAAUUGUUGAAAGUGCUUUUGAGAAUGUAGAACAAGUUAUAUUGGAGCACUUUGAUCAAGUUGUUGGUGAUUGUUUUAUGGAUUGUGUGAACUGCUUAAUUAGUUUUGCAAAUAGUAAAAGUUCUCAUCGAAUCAGUUUGAAAGCAAUUGCACUUCUUCGUAUAUGUGAGGAUCGACUUGCAGAGGGACUCAUACCAGGUGGAAAGUUAAAACCAAUUCAUACAAAUAUGGAUACAAAUUAUGAUAUCACAGAGCAUUAUUGGUUCCCAAUGUUGGCUGGUUUAUCUGACCUAACAUCUGAUCCUAGACAUGAGGUCAGCAAAUGUGCACUUGAGGUUUUGUUUGAUUUGUUGAAUGAAAGAGGAAGCCAUUUUACACCAACAUUUUGGGAAAGUAUUUUCCACCGAGUUCUUUUUCCUAUUUUUGAUCAUGUGAGACAUGCUGGAAAAGAAUCUCCAGGCUUUAAGAAAGAUGGGUGGCUUCGUGAAACUAGUGUUCAUUCUCUUCAGUUGUUGUGUAACCUUUUCAACACAUUUUAUAAGGAGGUGUGUUUCAUGCUAUCUCCACUCCUAAAUCUACUAGUAGAUUGUGCGAAAAAGACGGAUCAAUCCGUGGUUUCAAUAUCACUUGGAGCACUUGUUCAUCUUAUAGAAGUUGGAGGACACCAAUUCAUUGGUGCUGAUUGGGAUACCUUGUUGAAGAGCAUAAGGGAUGCUUCUUACACCACUCAACCCCUUGAGCUUCUGAAUGCUUUGACCCUUGAAAGUACAAAGAGUUAUUCGAUUACGGAUGGAGGUUUGAAAGUUCAACCAGAAAGUAGUAGCAGUCCUUCUAUUUUGUCUCCUGCAAGUGAUAAAAAUUUAUUAAUGGUGGGAAAAGAUCAUCAAGAUGACAGACCAUCAACAGAUCCACAAGAAUCAGAAGGUCAAAGUCAAACUCCUUCAUCCAAAAAUGUUGAGAAAUCUCCUCAAAGAGCAAGUUUACAAAGGACUCGAACAGUAGGUCAAAGAUUAAUGGGAAACAUGAGGGAUAAUCUUCUUGUUAGAAGUUUCACUUCUAAACCUAAAAGUCAGAUUUUGGAUGCCCUAAUUCCACCUUCCCCAUCUAAGGCUCAUGAAGAGGAUAAUGAAUUUGAUGAAGAAAGUCCAUUUAUGGGAACAAUAAGAAGCAAAUGCAUAACUCAAUUGCUACUCCUAGGAGCCCUUGAUAUCAUCCAGAAAAAAUACUGGAGCAAAUUGAAGGGUGAUCAAAAGAUUACAAUUCUUGAAAUUUUAUUCUCCAUGUUAGACUUUGCAGCAUCCUAUAAUUCCUACAAUAACCUCAGGUUACGAAUGCAACAUGUUCCUCCUGAAAGGCCUCCAUUAAACCUCCUUCGCCAAGAAUUAACAGGAACUUCCAUUUACUUAGAUGCGCUACAAAAGACAGCUUCUGGAAUUCAUAAUCCAAACACAAAUCAAGACCUUGUAACAUCACCACAUCAUGAUGAUGAUGAUGAUGAUGAUAGGGUUAAAGUCGAUGCAGAAAAAAAGCUCGCGUCGUUUUGUGGACAAGUGCUGAAAGAAGCUUCUGAUUUUCAAUCGAGUAUUGGAGAUGCGAAUAAUAUGGAGAUUCAUCAAGUUCUUGAACUUCGUUCGCCUAUUGUCGUUAAGGUGCUUAAGGGUAUGUGUUCAAUGGACAACAAGAUAUUCAGGAGACACCUUGAAAGCUUCUACCCUCUGAUCACUAAGCUCGUAUGCUGUGACCAGAUGGAUGUUCGUUGCGCUUUAGCUGAUCUUUUCAGUAUGCAAUUACAUGGAUUGAUCCAGUAACUCAUCAUAGUAAAAACACAGUUUUCAAGGACGUAAAAUUACCAAAAAGACACAUCAUAUGUGAGUAAUUUUUGAAGCAGAAAAAGUUUUGUUUACAAUAUCAUGGGUUAAAUUCAAUAAAUAGUUUGGCAACUUUAUUUCUUCUUAUUAUUUUCU
Lactuca sativa (garden lettuce) is the source of this 5539-nucleotide messenger RNA. Its product is annotated as brefeldin A-inhibited guanine nucleotide-exchange protein 5. The record is from RefSeq and is a predicted model, not a curated record. Gene Ontology annotation, cellular component: trans-Golgi network. Gene Ontology annotation, molecular function: guanyl-nucleotide exchange factor activity. Gene Ontology annotation, biological process: regulation of ARF protein signal transduction. NCBI's taxonomy places the organism in Eukaryota, Viridiplantae, Streptophyta, Magnoliopsida, Asterales, Asteraceae.